Molecule: messenger RNA, 1586 nt
Organism: Exaiptasia diaphana
Lineage: Eukaryota; Metazoa; Cnidaria; Anthozoa; Actiniaria; Aiptasiidae
Product: SH3 domain-containing protein C23A1.17
Exons: 2
Coding region: 268-1326 (352 amino acids)
Source: RefSeq, a predicted model, not a curated record
UUCACUUUKAUUCUUGUUCUGCUUUCGACAGAUUUACUUUUAACGUUCGCUGCAAAACUUGGAAGAAAUGAAGAUGAUAGAUUUACUUCAGAAGAGUCAGGAUGGGAGCCCGACAUCAAUAGUGGCAGCGGUUUAAGCGAGGAAAAAGUCGGCGACUCACAAGCCGGUAUAGUCAUUGUAGGAAAUAGCCCUAUCAAGCCCAURGCUCCGUCUAGCUUGAACAGUAUUUCGACACGAAGUAUCAUCCCAAUUAGUCCUGGAAAUAGUAUGCCAGUAAAAGCAACAGAAGGGGCUCAAUCUUCCUUCAUUCCUGCAGUUGGAGCUUCAGCGUCGCCGGUAGUACCACCACAAUUACCAUCAUCUUCAAURGGAUCUUCACAGUUGCCUCAACCACCGCCAGUUCCACUGCCGUCGAUAUCGAAGCCAGCUAUUCCGAUAUCCCAGCCGUCCCCUUCUUUACGCAUGGGUUUAUCUACUCARCCAGCUAAAGAGUCACCRUCAUCUCAACUUUUGCAGCCUUCGGUUUCUGCACCUCAAAUGAAACCGCAUACAGUGCCAUCCGUUUCGCAGCCACCAGCUGGAGCUCAGAAUCUCAAGCCUGYAUCWUCUAUCUCGGUUGUUUACAACCCRAGUGAACCGGUGUCCCCACCUGUCGGACAAAACAGGCCGACACUUGUGGUCAACCCUAACCAGUCAACCAUGUUGKCCAAAACCGCAGUUUCUGCAAUUGAAUCAUUAGUUCCUAACACGCCUUUCAGUGCAAAGCCGUACACCAAAGUGGCCCAACCAGCGCAAUCGCUCAAGAUUGUUCCCAGUGUUGCAUUUUCUAAAGUGAGCGGUGUAGUGAAGUCAUCAUCGUACGCAAAAGUGCCUCAAGUUGCUUCAUCUGUCUCAGUUCUUCCCAAUCCUUCUCUUCUCUCCCAAGUUAAAAUUUCUCCAAAGUCAUCACAAGUAACUGCGCCUCAGGUGACGACCCAAGUUCUGUCCAGUAGUGUAUCCCAGUCAGAAUUCAACCACGAGGGUCAUCCAAGUGCAUCGAUUCCACCGAAGACACGCUUUCAAAGCUUAGUCGAAGGCAGCGAAAAYAAGAACACAGAGAAUGGUAUCAGUGACAAAAAGUUGUCAAGCAAAGAUUCGUUAAAUGYUGAAGGRUCAACAAACAUUGUUGAUAUAACACAAGGAAGUGGAUCUGGAUUUGGUGAAGGAAUAACAGCCGAAGAGCAGCACAUCGCGACCGCACUUGCCCAAGACUCUAGAAGAAAGACAAACAGUAAGCAAUCAGAACAGGAUCCAGCGAAAAUGAUCAAUAAUAAGGGGUGUUACUAAAAGGCGAAACGGCGAAACGGCGAAACGACGAAACAGCGAAACAAAGAAACAGCGAAACAAUACAACUACCACAAUGUACCACACAUGAUCCCUGGAUUUCAUUUUUGCCUAUUUCGAGUUUUAAUAAAAGAAAACGGGCUAUUUUUUUUAAACAUUGGCGCAUCGGGCAUGUUAGUAAUCUGUCAUCGUCUAAAGAUAACAGUCUCUGCAACACACAACGUUCUGUCACGCCAUUUGAAUCCACUCAGUUCACAUACGAG